UGAGAGUAGUAUUUCACAAGCUCACUGUUUCGCUGAUUUUGAGGCAUGCAAGAGAGAGAAAGAGACUGAAGAGAGAGAGAAGUGUCGUACUGCACAAGUUUUUCACUCAUCUCGUGUCUUUUUUUACUGCAUUUGGCUCUCUUUUCUCUUCAAAACCAUCUCUCAAAUUCUCAAAGACACAGAGAAACAACCCAGGUGUGUUGAGAUAAUGCUGAGGAAGAGAAGCAGUUCAAUCCAGAAAGAUCAACACAACAUGGGUUAUUUGACAAAUUCUGAUGCUAAUUCUGAAAAGUAUUUGAAAUCUCAUGAUUUCGGUCGCAAUAUCAAAGGCAACUCGAUUUUCAAUAUCCCUUGUUUGUUUGUGGGUUUAGGUCCAAAAGGGUUUUUGGAUUCGGAUUCGGUUAGAAGUCCAACUUCACCUUUAGAUACUAAAGUUCUUUCGAAUUUUGGUAACCAUGUUAGGAACCAAAGAUCUUCGCUUUUUGAGGGGAAUCAAAGGAGUUGGGAUUGUUGCAAAGUUGGUUUAAGUAUUGUAGAGUCUUUGGAAGAUUGUAACUGUUCUAGGUUUUGUGGGAAAACUCUUCAAUCACUUGAUAGCAAGAACAAUAGUUUAAGUCCUCGAAUGAUGAUCAAAACAACUCCGAUUUGUGAAACUUGUAUGGAUUCUUUCGAGUCAUCUAAGUCUUUGCCUAAAGAUUUUUGUACCCGAAAUGAAUCUGUCAUCCAUAAGGGUGAAUGUGAAUCCAAUGUCCUUUUUGAGAUCGGUGUCGGGAGAACUAGGUCUUGUUCAAUGGAUUCAUGCAAAUCAUUGAAAGCUACUGAUUUAGAUAUUGAUGAUUUUGAUAUGAAAGAUGUAGCGUUUCAAGUUAGCUUUUCUCCUCAUUUUAUUGGAGGAAGUGAGAACUCGAAUGCCUUUACGGCAGAGUCGAAACCAAACACUUUGUCCGAAUUUUCUUCUGAUGAAAUUUUGAAGUCUCUAUCAGCUAGUGAGAUUGAGCUUUCUGAGGAUUAUACAUGUGUGAUCUCUCAUGGUCCUAAUCCCAAAACAACUCAUAUUUUUUGUGAUUGUGUUUUGGAAACUCAUCCUGAUUUAUGUAUUAAAAACCAUUUUAAGAGUGAAGAGUGUGAGAAGGAGAAGGUAGUGACUCCGAUUGGUAAAGGGUUACAGACUCCAAACCAAUAUCGGUCUAGUGCCUUCUUAAGUUUCUGCCACCAUUGCGACAAGAAACUCGAGGAGGGGAAAGAUAUUUAUAUCUAUAGAGGUGAAAAAGCAUUUUGCAGCUUAACUUGUCGCGAAAUGGCGAUUAUGAUCGAUGAAGAACUUGAGAAAUCCAAUCCUCCUUGUGAGAACUCUCCAAAACCGAAACCCGGUGAGCAAAUUUUUGAAACAGGAAUCCCAAUAAUCAUAUAGGAGGCUUAUCCAUGAGAAAUGGUAGACGCAUUUGAUCAUCUGUUCGCAACAAUUGAGCUGUUUUAUGUGCAUCGGUUAGCAGCCAUUGGAUGAUCGUUUUGUAAAUCAUUGCGUUUGUCUCGACUAUAAUAAUUUAUGAUUUUUUGUUGGAUUAUUGUAAUUUAUGGCUCUUAUAUGAAGCUAGUUUUGCUUUAUAGAUAUAAAAUGUUAUCAAACUAUUGAUAGCUUGUAGAAAUUAAAGGGUUUGAAGCCUAUUUUUCUUGCUC
This is a messenger RNA of Lathyrus oleraceus (garden pea), 1677 nucleotides long. Its product is annotated as FCS-Like Zinc finger 10. The record is from RefSeq and is a predicted model, not a curated record. The transcript has 3 exons. NCBI's taxonomy places the organism in Eukaryota, Viridiplantae, Streptophyta, Magnoliopsida, Fabales, Fabaceae. The coding region runs from base 209 to 1411 and encodes 400 amino acids.